CAACGUCUUCAUCCACAAGAAACAAAACAAAAUCAGCUUCUACUCAGCACCACUUCAUUCUACCACAACACUCCUGAACAUGACUGUUUUCUACAAGCUCGCCAUUCUCGCCGCCGCCGCCAUGGCCGCCACGGCCGCUCCCAUCGUUCUUCCAGCCACCCCAGGCCGUAACACCACCGCGAUCCUUAACUUGGGACUCAAGGACAACUUUGACGGUCCUAUCAGGGCCGAGGACUCCACGUUCUCUGGCCGCGGUACCUGGUUUACCGAUAAGUCCGGCUCCUGUGGCAAGUCCUUUGACACGAACGACAUGAUCGUCGCCAUGAACGCCGAGCAGAUGGAUGGCACUGCCCAGUGCGGUCGCACUGUCCGCAUCACCGCCAACGGCAAGACCGUCGAUGCCAAGGUCGUUGAUACCUGCCCAUCCCAGUUCUGCUCUUCGGGUGCCUUGGAUAUGUCUCAGGCUGUAUUCAAGAAGCUUGCGCCCCUCGACAAGGGUGUCAUCCAGAUCAAGUGGCAGUUUGCUUAAGCUCAUUUUUUUGAACCCAUAUUCUCCGGCAUUGUUUCUUAAGGAGUUGGGCUGACUGGUUCAGCCUUUUUACUUCUUUUCUAUCAUUCAUUCAGAGCUACAACAUGUAUUAUAUUCCUUUCAUUGUAUAUAACACCACCAUAGAGGCUCAUUCAGCUUUUCUUGCUCCAUUGUUGAGCAAUGCGCAAUAAAUAGAACCACAUCAACGCGACUUACUC
Gamsiella multidivaricata is the source of this 747-nucleotide messenger RNA. RefSeq names its product RlpA-like double-psi beta-barrel-protein domain-containing protein-containing protein. Bases 80 to 529 code for a protein of 149 amino acids. The transcript has a single exon. Lineage: Eukaryota; Fungi; Mortierellomycota; Mortierellomycetes; Mortierellales; Mortierellaceae. The record is from RefSeq and is a predicted model, not a curated record.